Orbilia oligospora ATCC 24927 is the source of this 1101-nucleotide messenger RNA. RefSeq lists its product as uncharacterized. The record is from RefSeq and is a predicted model, not a curated record. The coding region runs from base 1 to 1101 and encodes 366 amino acids. Lineage: Eukaryota; Fungi; Ascomycota; Orbiliomycetes; Orbiliales; Orbiliaceae. The transcript is spliced from 2 exons.
AUGCCUGAACUCGUUCGUAACAGAGCUCAACGCGAUGCUCGCGGAGAAGUCAGUCAAGCAAAAUUGAUUAUUGAAAUGCCACAACAACAAAAAGUAACAUCUCCACGCCCUUGUCGCGUUACCCUCGGUGUCGACGUGAGCAGCUCGAUGACCCAUCUUAUUAAUGCCGUCAUUGGUGGUAUCGAGGGUGUCAACUCGGUGCUCAACGACGGGGACUUGGUCUCAGUUAGGUCUUUUGCGGCAUCUGUGCAGACUCUUUUUUCCUAUAUAAACCGGGAGAAGGUCGACUGGACUAGGUUGCGAGACAACCUACAAGGCCUUGUAACUGGUCGUAUCGAAAGGCGAGACGGCACCGCAUUAUGGGAUGCGAUCGUCCAAAUCGUCCAGCAGACUCCGCGGAAUAAAGAGUUCCAAUCUUACAAGCCCGAGAUUGUUAUCUUCACCGACGGCCGGGAAAACUGUUCGCAAAACAACACCUUCGCAGACGUCCAGACAUGCUUGGAGAAACCAGGUAUCCCUCAUGUCCAUAUAACCAUUAUCGACGCUUCCCAUGGUGGUAACCCUCAAUUACGAGAUGUCUGUGCCCGAAUACAACACUGCUCUUAUGUUCAAGUCGAGGCAUCCCAAGAGGCGAUCCAACGAGCUUUUCAAAGCACUGUGACGAACAUUAACACUCGCCUAGAGUUAUAUUUGGGAGUGAGCGGUACCAGCAUAAUUGAAGACGCGUUGCGUCAAGUGCGAAUUAGUCCCAGCGCACUUCCCUCCAUCGUCGUCGAGGAAACUCGUGGGGAGAGCAGCAGGGGAAGAGUGGAAAAUCUUCAACAAGGCAGAAGCAAUAGUGCUAAUAGAAACCGUAGCAAAAGUCGUGCUAGAAACUAUGGAGGGGGGAGAGGGAACCGUGCAGGGAAUAGCCAGAGGGGCGACGGGAACGACCAGAAGAAUGGAGGCAAUGGUUACACGAGCGGAGGGAAUAAAGGGAAUGGUGAAGGCAAUGGGGGUAGUAGCCGGCGAGACAAUCGCAAGAGUGGCGGGGGUACUGGAGGAGGUUCAGGAGGGAAUAAUACCAGCAAGGGGAAGAAAACAGACAAAUCGCGGAAUUAG